Raphanus sativus (radish) is the source of this 1544-nucleotide messenger RNA. Its product is annotated as 3-hydroxyisobutyryl-CoA hydrolase 1. Lineage: Eukaryota; Viridiplantae; Streptophyta; Magnoliopsida; Brassicales; Brassicaceae. Gene Ontology annotation, molecular function: 3-hydroxyisobutyryl-CoA hydrolase activity. The transcript is spliced from 12 exons. Gene Ontology annotation, biological process: L-valine catabolic process. The coding region runs from base 138 to 1358 and encodes 406 amino acids. The record is from RefSeq and is a predicted model, not a curated record.
CAACCACUGCAGAAACAAUAUGAAGAAGUAGAACCAAACUAAGCAGAAUAAAAGCUUUUCAGUCUGAACCUCACUCUCAGGUCUCUUUUCUGUCGUCGAGUAUAACGCAAGUUUAACCCGUAAGAAAGAAGAAGAUAAUGGCCUCUGAAACUCCCUCUCAGGUUCUAGUGGAAGAGAUAUCGAGUGUAAGAAUCUUAACACUAAACAGACCAAAUCAGCUGAAUGCUUUGUCAUUGAACAUGAUCACUCGGUUGCUGCAACUGUUUCUUGCGUAUGAGGAGGACCCUAGGGUCAAACUUGUCAUCGUAAAGGGUCAGGGAAUAGCGUUUUGUGCCGGUGGUGAUGUUCCUGCUAUUGUUCGUGACAUCAGACUAGGCAAAUGGGGACGCAGUACUGAUUUCAUGUCACUUCAACAUACUCUCAACUAUGUAAUGGCCACGUAUAGUAAAGACCAGGUUUCAAUUUUGAAUGGUAUUGUCAUGGGAGGUGGCGCUGGGGUCUCCGUCCAUGGUCGAUUCCGUAUUGCAACUGAGAACACGGUUUUUGCCAUGCCUGAGACAUCUCUAGGGGUAUUUCCAACUGUAGGCGCCUCCUAUUUCUUGUCAAGGCUCCCUGGAUUUUUUGGAGAGUAUGUUGCCCUCACUGGAGCUAGGUUAGAUGGCGCUGAAAUGCUUGCUUGUGGUCUUGCAACUCAUUUCGUGCCUUCUACGAAGCUGACUGCCUUAGAAGCAGAUCUUUGCAGAGUUGGUUCAAGUGAUCCAGUUACAUUUGCCUCAAUAAUUCUCGAUGCACACACUCAGUAUCCACAUCCGAAACAUAGGAGUGCUUGCCAGAGGCUAGAUGUUAUCGAUAAGUGCUUCUCUCGAAGAACAGUCGAAGAAAUUAUAUCUGAACUUGAGAGAGAGGCCACUCAUAAACCAGAUGAUUGGAUCUCAGCUACCGUUGGAGCAUUGAAGAAAGCUUCACCAGCAGGCCUUAAAAUCUCUCUUAGAUCGGUUGGUUUCGAAGAUGCAUCACAAGCAUGCAAUGAUGGGAAAGAUAAGUUGACUGUGAUUGUGUUGUAUAAAUUUCAGAUACGAGAGGGACGAUUGCAAGGGGUGGGGCAGUGUCUUAUCCGUGAGAAUAGAAUGGUGUCACAUGUGAUGAAGGGAGAUAUAAGCAAAGAUUUUGUGGAGGGGUGUAGAGCCAUAUUGAUAGACAAAGAUAGGAACCCAAAGUGGGAGCCAAGGCGACUGGAGGAUAUGAAGAAUAGCAUGGUAGAGCAGUACUUCAAAAGAAUGGAAGAAGAGGAUGGAUGGGAGGAUCUAAAGCUUCCACCAAGGAAACACUUGCCUGCUUCAGCGAUCGCAAAGCUGUAAAGUUGACAAGGUGCAUGGAGCUCAUCUUGCAUCGUCUGUACCCUACUACCCUCCAAAAUCCUUAGUUCUUUCAUUGUUUCUGGCCAUGCUUCAUGCUUGACACCACAUAUUAUAAGAAAAUAAAUCAGUACCUUAUGGACUCAUCCAAAUGUCUUCGGUUUGGUAUUUUUGUUUGGUUCGGUGCUA